Messenger RNA from Musca domestica (house fly), 1122 nucleotides. RefSeq names its product putative gustatory receptor 39b (gene Gr39b). Lineage: Eukaryota; Metazoa; Arthropoda; Insecta; Diptera; Muscidae. Gene Ontology annotation, biological process: sensory perception of taste. The coding region runs from base 25 to 1122 and encodes 365 amino acids. The record is from RefSeq and is a predicted model, not a curated record. Gene Ontology annotation, cellular component: membrane. The transcript has 2 exons.
CAACAAUUUGUUGCAAAAGUAAUCAUGGUUAACGAAUUACAUUUGAAUUUUUUAAAAUUCUUUGUCAUCUUUGGCCUAGCGCCAUACACGAGAAGGAGGCAAAAUCAGCAACGAAGAAGGCGGCGGCAGUGUCAGUGCCGAAGUCAGUGCCAGCACCUCUCUCAUACUUAUCCGCAUAAUGUCAAUUAUCACAACAAGCAGCAUUAUUUCGUUCAUCAUCAUCAUGAUGAUAAUGAUGAUGUACUUCGCGGUGGCCCCAAUCACCAUUUGCGUUGGCAACAAAUUUACACGGGGGCGUUAAUUAUUCUCAAUCUGUUGCUAACCUUGUACGGUGUGGUCGUUAUGCCCUUUGAAGACAAGACAGUAAUAUCGGAUUUGGUUAGCGUCAUUGUUUUUGUAAUACAAAUGACAGUGAUAUUUGUUGUACUCAUAGAGACGGCACUGUCAUAUGGCGAACAUUAUAGAUUCAUUGAAAAUAUCCACAGGAUACAGAGUCUAAUGCAACGGCUGUUACAGACCCAACUCUGCUCGGUGACGUUACGUCAACGCCAGAGGCGUAAAUAUUUUCUUUUCAUUGCCGUGGUCUAUGGCAGUUUAUUGCUCGUCAUGUUGGUGAUAUUUUUCGUCCAUUAUUAUGGCUAUUUUUGGCAUGCCAUAUUGGCGGUCUUGAUCAUACGGACCCGUUGCCUACAAAUGCUGGUGGCCCUAGAUUACAUCUGUUUUUAUCUGGAGUUGAUGAAUCGCAAACUGCAGGCCUUGAUUUCAUGUAAAAAUUCCCAAAAUUAUCAUUGCCUCGAUGUGAAUUACGAACAUUUGGAAUCCUACGAGUAUUUGGAGAAUUUCAAAUUGAUCUAUGAUGAGAUUUACAUUUUGCAUUCAAUCUAUAAUCGAAUAUUUGGGGUGUCGUUGGUAGGCAUCUUAACUGUCAUUGUAUUGGAUAUAAUAAUCCACGUCUAUUGGUCGCUGCUGACCACAAUGGGUUAUUAUGAGAGUUAUUUUAUUGUCAUCACCGGAGCAACACUUCUACCGCUCACGACCAUUUUUGUUGUACUCUGCGCCACGGGAGACCAGUGUGAGAAAGAGCCAGUUUGGGUUGUGGAAAAUUCCAAGUUGACUCUAUAG